Caenorhabditis elegans is the source of this 1010-nucleotide messenger RNA. It is a transcript of the gene cps-6, whose product is annotated as Endonuclease G, mitochondrial. Gene Ontology annotation, cellular component: mitochondrion. The record is from RefSeq and is marked reviewed. Gene Ontology annotation, molecular function: hydrolase activity; nucleic acid binding; metal ion binding. Bases 8 to 934 code for a protein of 308 amino acids. The transcript has 5 exons. NCBI's taxonomy places the organism in Eukaryota, Metazoa, Nematoda, Chromadorea, Rhabditida, Rhabditidae.
CCGAAAUAUGAUCGGCAAGGUGGCUGGAACCGCGGCAAUCGCUGGAAUAUCUUUCCUCGCUGGAAAAUAUUCGAAUGACGAUCUGCCAAUCUUCAGGAAUGUUCAAUCAGCCACCAAUGUUCCAAUGAAUCAAAUCCAAGUUUCGGAGCCAAUGACCGUAAAACCAGCAUCUCUAAAUGCUGAUGCAAUGGGACCAUCUCGUUCGGCAGAGAUCAUGAAGCACGGAUAUCCCGGAUUCACAAAUGUUCGAACUUAUGAGGAUUUCGUGCUUUCCUACGAUUAUAAGACAAGAACUGCACACUGGGUCUGCGAACAUCUUACACCAGAACGAUUAAAACACGCAGAAGGUGUGGAUCGGAAGCUUUGUGAAUUCAAGCCAGAUAUCACUUUCCCGCAGAAAUUCCUUUCUCAAAAUACGGAUUAUAAGUGCAGUGGAUUCGAUCGUGGACAUCUCGCCGCCGCUGGAAAUCAUCGGAAGAGUCAGUUGGCGGUCGAUCAAACUUUUUAUUUGAGCAAUAUGAGCCCACAAGUUGGACGAGGAUUCAAUCGCGAUAAGUGGAAUGAUUUGGAAAUGCACUGCAGAAGAGUCGCAAAAAAGAUGAUCAACUCCUACAUAAUCACCGGUCCCCUCUACCUUCCAAAACUUGAAGGAGAUGGAAAAAAGUAUAUCAAGUAUCAAGUUAUCGGUGAUAAUAACGUUGCAGUGCCAACUCAUUUCUUCAAAGUUGCUCUUUUCGAAGUGACACCCGGCAAAUUCGAGCUGGAAUCCUAUAUUUUGCCAAACGCAGUCAUCGAGGAUACUGUAGAAAUUUCCAAGUUCCAUGUUCCAUUGGAUGCUGUGGAGAGAAGUGCGGGUCUUGAGAUUUUCGCUCGUUUGGACCCUAAGAGCAUUGUGAAAGAGAACGGAGCAAAGAAGGGAGGAUUACUUUGGUGAUUGAUUGGAUUGUGAUUCCGGUGAAUUUUAGGUUUAGGUUGUUUUGUUUUUGUUUCACAAAUAAAUUUUUUGUUAA